Molecule: messenger RNA, 603 nt
Organism: Lucilia cuprina (Australian sheep blowfly)
Lineage: Eukaryota; Metazoa; Arthropoda; Insecta; Diptera; Calliphoridae
Product: general odorant-binding protein 56d-like
Exons: 2
Coding region: 108-515 (135 amino acids)
Biological process (GO): sensory perception of smell
Molecular function (GO): odorant binding
Source: RefSeq, a predicted model, not a curated record
AGAGAAAAACAAAAUUUGUUAUAAAAACCCCGGUUUGAGUUUGCAAUCAUCACAGUCAUUAUUAGACUCUUAUCGGAAACAAACAAAAAAAAAACUAAACAUUUAAAAUGAAGGUCUUCAUCACUUUAGCUGUUGUUUGCUUAAUUGCCUCCGCCUUUGCACACCACGAAUUGAGCGAUGAAGAAAAGGCCAAAAUUAAGGCUCAUUACGAGAAAUGUGUUAAGCAAGAGAAUGUCCCCGAGGCUGAAGCCCUUAAAUUGAAAAACAAAGAAUUCGCUAAUGCCACACCAGCCAUGAAAUGUUUCGGUGCUUGCUUCCUUGAAGAGGUCGGUUUCUUGAAGGGUGAUGCUGUCCAAGAAGAUGUUGUUUUGGCCAAAUUAGUACCCCACUAUGGCGAAGAAAAUGUCAAGAAAGUUUUGGAGAAAUGCAAAAAUGAAAAGGGUGCUGAUCGUUGCGAAACCGGUUACAAAAUCUUCGAAUGUGUUGAAAAAGCUAAAGCUGAAUUAAGUCACUAAAUUGUGAAUAAGAGUGAUUCGGAAAAAGUAUUAAGAGAAUUUUAAAAUUCUAAAUAUGUUUAAAUAAAUGUUGAUAAAAGUAAAAAAA